This is a messenger RNA of Volvox carteri f. nagariensis, 740 nucleotides long. RefSeq lists its product as uncharacterized. The coding region runs from base 306 to 740 and encodes 144 amino acids. NCBI's taxonomy places the organism in Eukaryota, Viridiplantae, Chlorophyta, Chlorophyceae, Chlamydomonadales, Volvocaceae. The record is from RefSeq and is a predicted model, not a curated record. The transcript has 3 exons.
CUACCAAGUUACAAGUUACAAGUUCCGCACACAAGUGUGGGUGUGUCCGUAAAAGCCGGGGGGGCCAUGGACGUUGUAUCGGUAUUGAUGCGGGUACACGGGAGGUCAUCUUCAUUCUCCCUCGUCCGCUUCAGGGUGAAGCGCCUCAGCGCGACGUGCCUGGCCUCCCAAAUUUCCGAGAGGUACCUGGCCAAUGCCAGGGGUGGCGUCUCAGUCAUAGUGGUGCGCAUGCUGCGCCCCAUAAGGACUAGGUCACCAGCAUACUUAGCUUGUAUGCUCUUGUAAGCGGGACAUUCUUCGAAAACAUGCAACUCAUCUUCAACCGCUCCACAGUCACAAAGCCUGCAGGACGGAUCCCCCCCUCCACAGGUCCCUGCCUCUCUCCCGCCCAACUCCCCCACGCUCAAAAAUGUAUCCGAGCCGUAACAUCACCAGCAGCAACUGCCGCUGCAACGUUGAGGCGCCGUCGCUGCAUCAAUUCCACCAAGCAGUUAGGGCAGAGGCCCGGACUGCCCUUGUGGGUGGCCGUACAGGCGGCUGCAGCGGGUUCCGUACACCAGACUCUACAUCCAGAAUCUAGAUCCAGAUCCUGGCAGGAGAUUCCAUCGCGAUCCAACGCUACCAGUACCCAGCAAGGCUCCAAGGAUAAGAAUCCUCUAGAACUCUCUAGAAUCCUAGCCGCCCGAAGCAGAAACGGCAAGGCGCCCCUUCAGGCCCCCCCCUCCACGGCCCUUGCCUGA